Molecule: messenger RNA, 4642 nt
Organism: Loxodonta africana (African savanna elephant)
Lineage: Eukaryota; Metazoa; Chordata; Mammalia; Proboscidea; Elephantidae
Product: mitochondrial adenyl nucleotide antiporter SLC25A24
Exons: 10
Coding region: 1487-2680 (397 amino acids)
Biological process (GO): ATP transport; transmembrane transport; ADP transport
Cellular component (GO): mitochondrial inner membrane
Molecular function (GO): ATP transmembrane transporter activity; calcium ion binding
Source: RefSeq, a predicted model, not a curated record
GUGGGGACGCUCCUGGGACGUGGGGGGCGGCCGGAGGCUCUGCUAGGAGGAAGACGGAACUGCAGCUCCCAGCCCGCGGACGGAGAGCCAGGGUCAGACACUCGGGAAUGGGGCGAGCGGCCAGUCACCCUUGCAGCACGGAUGCAGGUCGGGAUCAGAAUGGCAAUCGGUAGUUUUCCAAAUAAAAUUGAUGAACACUCUGGCGCACGGGCACUGUUAAAAUUUCAUACCUUGUAUCACAAACACUUUUGGGCUGAAUCCGUCCCAGGUCCUUUACCUGCGUUUUGUGUUAAUCGAUCGUUAGCGCCCAGACUUACUUGGGUCCCAGGGUCUGCGGGAGGGCUCAAACUUUGUGCCCUUCUGAAGCUGCUUUGUUGCACCAGCUGCAUUUAUCUACAGUUUCAAAGACGAGCCUUUUUGAAAAACCAAUCGUAUAUUUCCCCCAACUUCCUGUUGAGGAGAGGCAACAUUCCAUUCUUUCAGAAGUUGUUAAGGUAUUGCCCUGAGUACAUAAGUUGAUCGGAAGGGUGACCCCUUGUGCUGAGCCAUUUCAAUUUAUACAUCCUAUGAGUCAUUUGAAUUGUGUCCCUGAAGUUCAACCCCCUUAGCAGGGCGGGGAUAUUUGGAACCUGUCCAGUCCCACUGAAUCGUAAUACUGUGGCAUUCCCUUGCCAAAGAGGGAAAGUGAUUAGAUAACUGACUGUAAGGCCCAACAACUGUUUUAUAGUUAUAUUUAAAACAACUUUUUCAAUAUCAUUAAUAGUUACAGGCCUAUUCAGUUUACGAUUUUUGUUUUUCUUGAGUCACAUUUAAUAAGUUAUAAUUUUGGGGGAAACUUCAUUUUGUCUAAGGCUUAUAAUAUUUGCUUAUGAUUUUAUGUAAGUUCCAGCUGAUAUUUCCGUUCCUGAUAUCUUUCUCUGUGUGUGUGUGUGUGUGUUUUUUUUCCCUCUUCAAUCUUGCCAAAGAGUUGCCUAUUUUGUUCAUACUUUGAAAGAAUCAGCUUUUGGUACUUUUUGCUGGCCAUCUCUAUUUUACUUCAUUGAUUUCUGCUUUCUUUGGGUUUACUCAUUUGCGCUUUUUCUAAUUUCUUGAGUUGAAUGCUGUUAUGGAUUGAAUUGUGUCUCCCCAAAAUAUGUGUUGUAAAUCCUAGCCCCUAUAUAACAGUGGUUAUAAUCCCAUUUGGGAAUAAGUUUUCUUGGUUGUGUUGAGAUGGUAUUAGUGUAGGGUGUGUUUACAGUCACUCUCUUUUGAGAUAUAAAAGGAGCAGAUUAAUAUAGCAGAGAGAAGGGAAGAUUGAUGCCAUGCCACACAAAAAUCAAGGAGCCAAGGAACAGAAGCUGAAGAGACAAGGACCUCCCCACAGAGCCAACAGAGAGAAGGCCUUUCCUUAGAGCCGGCACCCUGAAUUCGAACUUCUAGCCUCCUAACUAAAAUUUUUACUACUGGAGAUAUCAACAAAGAUGGGAAGCUGGAUUUUGAAGAAUUUAUGAAGUACCUUAAAGACCAUGAGAAAAAAAUGAAACUGGCCUUUAAGAGUUUGGACAAAAACAAUGAUGGGAAAAUUGAGGCCUCAGAGAUUGUCCAGUCUCUCCAGACACUGGGUCUAACUAUUUCUGAAAAACAAGCAGAGUUGAUCCUUCAGAGCAUUGAUGCUGAUGGGACGAUGACCGUGGACUGGAAUGAAUGGAGGGACUAUUUCUUAUUUAAUCCUGCUACAGACAUUGAGGAAAUUAUCCGUUUCUGGAAACAUUCUACUGGAAUUGACAUAGGGGAUAGUUUAACUAUACCAGAUGAAUUCACAGAAGAUGAAAAAAUAUCUGGACAGUGGUGGAGACAGCUUUUGGCAGGAGGUGUUGCUGGUGCCGUCUCUCGAACGAGCACUGCCCCUUUGGACCGUCUGAAAGUCAUGAUGCAGGUUCAUGGCUCAAAAUCAGACAAAAUGAACUUAGUUGGUGGCUUUCGACAGAUGGUGAAAGAAGGAGGUGUCCGUUCCCUUUGGAGAGGAAAUGGUACAAAUGUCAUUAAAAUUGCUCCUGAGACUGCUGUUAAAUUCUGGGCAUAUGAACAGUACAAGAAGUUGCUUACUGAGGAGGGACAAAAGAUAGGGACCUUCGAGAGAUUUAUUUCGGGUUCCAUGGCUGGAGCGACUGCACAGACUUUUAUUUAUCCCAUGGAGGUUUUAAAAACGAGGCUGGCUGUAGGCAAAACUGGACAAUACUCUGGAAUAUUUGAUUGUGCCAAGAAGAUUAUGAAACAUGAAGGCUUGGGAGCUUUUUACAAAGGUUAUAUUCCCAACUUAUUAGGCAUCAUACCUUAUGCGGGCAUAGAUCUUGCUGUGUAUGAGCUCUUGAAGUCCCACUGGCUAGAUAAUUUUGCGAAGGACACCGUAAACCCUGGAGUCAUGGUGUUGCUGGGCUGUGGAGCCUUAUCCAGCACCUGUGGUCAGCUGGCCAGCUACCCCCUGGCUUUGGUGAGAACUCGCAUGCAGGCACAAGCCAUGUUAGAAGGAUCCCCACAGCUGAACAUGGUUGGCCUCUUCCGACGAAUAAUUUCCAAAGAAGGAGUAAGAGGACUUUACAGAGGCAUCACCCCGAACUUUAUGAAGGUGCUCCCUGCUGUCGGCAUCAGUUAUGUGGUUUAUGAAAAUAUGAAGCAAACUUUAGGAGUAGCUCAGAAAUGACAUGUUGAAUUUUUUGCUUUAGCGUGAUUACUGAAAUUCUCAACUAUUUCUGGAGUUACUUUUUCUCCUGGAAUUUCAACAAGUCCAUGGCAAAAAACAAAACAAAACUCUAUUUUUUCAUAAAAGGGGAGAGCGUAUCAAUGAUCACUUCAGAUAUUUUGGCUUAAUUUUAUAUACACAGAAUUGUUUAAAAUCAUAGUUUUGAUAAGUUCAUAUAAUUUUUUAAAAGCCCCCAAAUUGUAUUUAUCUUUCUUAUUACUCCUUCCUGCAGAUAUCUGCCCUGAAUCCUAAACCUGAAAAAUGUACUACUUCCUUGAACUAAAUUGGUUUGGUGUGGUAGAAUUAUAGAUCAUUAAUCUUUAUUUUGGUUGGUCCAAAUUUAUGCCAGUUCUUUAUACUUGUCUUUUUCCUUAAGAACAGAACAAUCAGAAAACCCUGAGACUUAAAUUAUUUUUUAAUAUGCUUAUAGACUUUAACAAAUUUCCUCAUAGAACCAUACAUAGAAAAUCAUUGCAUUGAAACAGCUUUUAUAGCUGCCAAAUCAGUACAGAGUUUAUAUCAUUAUUUACCUUUAAGCAGAAUAGGAAUGAACAUAGCGGGCAGAAUUUCAAGGCCCUUGACUACCUAGUCCAUUCAUAUCAUUUUUCGGUAAGGAGGAGUGAUGAGGUGACAUUUAUUUCAGUGGGCACUUGUGCAUUUUACUUGCACAGUUAUAUGGUUCCUGGAAUCACACGCUGAUUAAAUGUCAGUAUGUUAACGCUGCAUUAUCAGCACAAAAUAACUUAUUUGAAAGAUUCUGUUUAUUCUGUGAUUGCUUUGAAAAGCAGCAGGAACCAAAAACCCUUUUGCUUGUAUCAGCUUCUGAGGAGCGUCUCUCUUUUCUCUGCCCUUUGUCUUCUACUUCUUGCCUCAGAUUCCAUCUUAACCAGGAAGGCUUGUUGGGACCAUUCUUGCCAAUCUGAAAUUUCUCUGUCUUAAUGACAUGAAGUGGUUUGAUCAUGGGCAAGUGACAUCCUUAUUUUCCUCUCCCUGUUGGAUUUCUUUGAUCCUACCAUUCUCAAUUUGGGCAUAAACUUGAGAGAACAGAACAUAUUAACAGGCAUGUGUAUUGAUCUUAUACCUUAAAAAGAUACCUAUAUUUAAAUGAAGGGCCCAAUUGAUAAACAUGCCCAUAUUUCCUCUUGCCCCAAGUCUUAGGAACAUGCUAUGAUAGAGAAAACUUCAUUUAUAAUAGUGAUAGCAUUUUUUAUUUUACUAAAGCAAUUUUUGUAGUCAGCUACCUUUUCUGAAGUUUGUGUGAUUAAGACUUAGAAAAAUAUUUGUUAGUUGAAGGUAUUCCUAUCACUUUUUAAUUUAGUCCCUAAAACUCAGACAAGUUUGGUUUCUAAUUAUUUCUGUUAUACAUUAUCCACAUUUUAUUGAAAAUCCAGAGACACACAGGCAUUUACUUUAUUUGAACCUACCUCUUAUAUUUUCUGAACCAAAGAGAAAUGUUGGACUUGUGUUUGUGAAGCAUAUUCUGAAAUAGUUUUCAUCUGUGUUAGUUUUUCCUGAUAAAUGUCUGAGUAUUUUUAUAUAAUACAUAAAAUAAGCGUGGGACUUUACUGUCUUCAGGGUUGCUUUGUCCUUGUGAGUAAUACAUGUAUGUCAAUAGAAGAUACGUGAUUAGGUGUUUCUUUUUUUACUCAUAAAAAUGAUGGAAAUGAAUAAUUCUGCUAACGUUUUUGAAAUUUCAAGCUGCUGAAACAUGCGAAACUCUUCCUUGUUCAUUAUGAAUUAUAUUGUUUGCUAUUUAAAAUUUGUAAGGUGUACCUGUGAUUUAUCUGUGCAUCUUGUAUUUUUGGGAAAAAAAUGAUCUUGUGUCUUUUGAAAAAAAGCCCCAAGUUGAAGAUAGUUUCUGGUGUUACUCCUCCAUAUUUAUGCUUCAUUUGUAUUAAAACAACAACAACAUUUGUUUUUAAA